Rotaria sordida is the source of this 2541-nucleotide messenger RNA. Lineage: Eukaryota; Metazoa; Rotifera; Eurotatoria; Philodinida; Philodinidae. The record is from the annotation of a GenBank genome assembly.
AUGGAUCUAGAAGUUGAUGAUGAUGAUCUUCGUUCAUUAUCUGAACGUAUUUUACCUUUAACAUCUACAUCUUAUACUAAUAAUACAUCUCCUCGUAAUAAUAGUCGUACUCGUUUAUUAAAACCACAAAAAAGUAUUUCAUAUAACAAUCAAUUAUAUAAUGAAGAAACAUCUUUACCACUAACAGCAAAUACAGGUGAUAUAAUACAAAUGAGUGAUGGUACAAGAAAGAAAUAUAAUGGUUCAUCAUGGCGUCGUAUGUGUUCAAAACCAAAUUGUACUUAUUAUACACAAAGUCAAGGUUUAUGUAAACCACAUUUAGCUGCAUUAAAAAAACGUAAAAUAUUUAAAAAUGAUAAUAAUGAUUUAUCAAUAACACAACAAAUAACAACUGAACAAGAACAACCAAAAAAAGGUGAUAUUAUUAUUUUAUCAAAUGGUAUACGAAAAAAAUUCGAUGGACGACAAUAUCGACGUAUUUGUAAUAAAUCAAAUUGUACUAUAGUUGUACAUGGAAGUGUUGAAUAUCAAAAUGGUUUCUGUCCACAGCAUUAUCAAGAAUUUCGUGGUAAAACUACUAGUCCAUCUUUACCUUGUCCUGAAACUGAACAGCAAUUUUUAUCUGAACCUUCUUCAAAUCUAUUAAUACAAUCUAUAAAUUCAUCAUCAUCAUCAUCAUCAUCAUCAUCACGUAAACGUCGUCGACUAAAAUCUCCAUCAAUUACUAAUCAUUCUCAAUCAUCAAUAUUUGAUACAAUAAAUAAAAAUUCUAUACCAAAACCUAAUCGUCGUUUAUCAAUAGCUGUUAUUCCAGCAUCUGUUGAUAUAAAUCAUCCAAAUAAAGGUGAUAUUAUUGAAAUGGAAAAUGGUUCAAGAAAAAAAUUUGAUGGUGUUGUUUGGCGUACAAUUUGUUCAAUGCCAGGAUGUUUAAUAGCUGCACAACGAAAUGAAUUAUGUCGAAAACAUUUUAUUAAACUUAAUGGUAAACCAAAUACAGCACCAACUAUGGCUAUGAAUAUUAUUGGAUCAGGAACAAUGGUUAUGCCAAGAACGAAUAGUACUUCAUCAUUAGAUGAAAAAAUAGAACUUCAUGAUUCACAAAAGAAGGAAACAAUUUCAAAUAUAAAAGAAGAAUCAGUAGAUUAUGAUGAUAAUCAACAAGAAGAAACAAAUAUUGAUAAUAUAUCAUACAGUUAUAGUGCUUCAGAUGAUGAUACACAAAAUAAACAAGAACAAUCAUCAUCUCUAAUAGAUGAAGAUAAUUUAGGUGCACAAAUAGAUCAUACAUUAAUCAAUGCACUUUCAGCUAGUCGAGAAAAAUUUCCAACAACUUAUUUAAAAAAAUGGCUUCGAGAACAUCGUACUCAUCCAUAUCCAAGUAAUCAAGAAAAAUUACAAUUAGCUAAACAAUCAUCAAUAACAUAUGAUCAAGUAACAACAUGGUUUAAUAAUGCACGAGCUAUACUUCGACGUCGUCAAGCUAAAUUACGACAUUCAUUUGAUACUGUUGAUGAUGAUAAUAAUAAUAAUAAUAAUAAUAAUAACGAUGAUGACGAUAAUGAACAAUUAUCAUAUGAAAAUAAAAAACGUUCUGAAUCUUCAAGAGGUCUUCUUCCUCCUCCUCCUUCUCGAUCAUUACCUUUAUUUAAUGGUAUAUGUUGUCGUUCAAUAGGUAUACAAUGUAAUCCUUCAACAGUCGAUCAAACAACAUUAACAUCAACAAAAAUAUCUGUUAUGACAGAUGAUGAAUUAACAUCAGAUCGUACAAUAAGAAUUUUAACACCAUCAAGUCGAGUAUUUAAAACAAAUUAUCUUAAAAGAAAUAGUAGUCAUGAAUUUUUAUUAAAUGGAAUUAAAAUUGAAGAUGAAAAUGAACGAGAAAAAAAAAUUAUUGUUACAAGUACUUGUCUUGAUGAUGAUCAAAUGACUCAUUUAAAAGAAUUUUGUUCAAAAUUUCAAAUUGAAUUAUCAAAUAUUGUUGAUGAACAUACAACACAUUUAAUAACUGAUGAAGAAGGUGAAACACUUGUAUGUCCAUUAUCAAAAAAAGUUAUACAAUCUGUUGCACGUCAUAUGUAUAUUGUAACAUAUCGUUGGAUUGAUGCUUGUUUAAAAGCAAAUCGAAUAUUAAAUGAAAAAUUAUUUGAAAUUCAAGGAGAUUUAACACUUUCAUCAGAUCAUAAUGGUAUGCAACGAAGUCGUCAAAGUAUAUUACCAGAUAAUUUACCAAAAAAUUUAUUACUUGAAAAUUUUUCUAUUAUGUUAAAAUGUAAUGGAUGUCAAGAAAUGAUGAAUAAUGAUGAAUUAAUUGAAUUAGUUCAAUUAUCAGGUGCUAAACAUACAACUGAUUCACAUUUUUCACGUUUACAAACAGGGAUAACACGUAUUGUUCUUUGUGAAAAAGAAUAUUUAAUUAAUCGACGUGAAAUGUAUGAAAAAUGUAUUCAUGCUGGUAUUCAUUUUCUUACUCCUGAAUGGUUUCUUGAAUCACUUGUUCAAUAUCGUAUUCAACCGUUUCAAGAAUAUCAAAUAACACCUUAA